AAAGUUUGCAUCAGCUAGUCCUUGGAAGGAAGAACAAGCAGACCGAGAUGUGUAGCUCUGUGACUGGUAAGCUGUGGUUCUUGACAGAUCGUCGCAUCCAAGAAGACUACCCACAGAAAGAGAUCCUAAGAGCUCUGAAGGCCAAAUGCUGUGAAGAGGAAUUGGACUUUAGGGCUGUAGUGAUGGACGAGGUGGUGCUGACAGUCGAGCAAGGAAAUCUGGGUCUGCGGAUCAAUGGAGAGCUGAUCUCUGCCUACCCACAGGUGGUGGUAGUGAGAGUUCCAACCCCAUGGGUGCAGAGCGACAGUGAUAUCACUGUUUUGCGCCACCUAGAGAAAAUGGGGUGCCGGCUGAUGAACCGGCCUCAAGCCAUCCUGAACUGUGUUGAUAAAUUCUGGACGUUUCAAGAGCUGGCUGGGCACGGUGUGCCUCUACCAGAUACUUUUUCUUACGGUGGCCACGAAAACUUUUCUAAAAUGAUUGAUGAAGCGGAAGUGCUGGAGUUCCCAAUGGUGGUGAAGAAUACACGGGGUCAUAGAGGCAAAGCUGUUUUCUUGGCACGAGAUAAACACCAUUUAGCUGAUCUAAGCCAUCUUAUUCGGCACGAAGCUCCAUAUUUGUUCCAGAAAUAUAUCAAAGAGUCUCAUGGAAGGGAUGUGAGAGUCAUUGUUGUGGGAGGCCGUGUAGUUGGCACCAUGCUACGCUGUUCGACAGAUGGAAGGAUGCAAAGCAACUGUUCCCUAGGUGGUGUGGGGAUGAUGUGCUCAUUGAGUGAACAAGGGAAGCAGCUAGAUAUCCAGGUGUCUAAUAUCCUGGGGAUGGAUGUGUGUGGCAUUGACCUGUUGAUGAAAGAUGACGGCUCCUUCUGUGUCUGCGAGGCCAAUGCAAAUGUAGGUUUCAUCGCCUUUGAUAAGGCUUGUAAUCUAGAUGUAGCUGGUAUCAUAGCAGACUAUGCUGCCUCCCUUCUGCCCGCUGGGCGGCUCACCCGGCGCAUGUCCCUGCUCUCUGUGGUGUCCACUGCCAGUGAGACCAGUGAGCCGGAGCUCGGUCCCCCUGCCAGCGCUGCUGUCGACAACAUGAGCGCCAGUUCCAGCUCUGUUGAUAGCGACCCUGAAAGCACCACCGAGCGAGAGCUGCUCACCAAGCUCCCAGGGGGGCUGUUCAACAUGAACCAGCUGCUAGCCAAUGAAAUCAAACUCCUGGUGGAGUGACUCCACUGGUAAAUAGUUAAACAACAAAACCCUUGUAAAACUGUCUCCCUGCAACCCAUCCCCUUCCCCUUAACCAACUUGCAAUGCUGUUCAUGGAGAAUGUUCAGAAGGUUGAGAUAAAGGUAUAGUAAGAUUGAUUAGAUGAAGGGAAAAUAGAUGAGACCCCUUAGUGUAAUACUUAACUGAUUCAUUUACAGAUCUCACAGAGAGGAAUACGAAGUGACACACAGAGAAAUGGCAGGCUCUCAUGUUAACCUUUUCAGUUACUAAAAGCCUGCUUAAGGCCAUGAGGAACAUGAGAAGUUUUUUUCCCUCUCCUCAUGGUUUCUUGCUUUUGUCUUUAUGUAGAGUGGUUUCGAUUCAAGAACUUGGUAGCAUGACUUCAGUUUCAAGAUUUGUAUAGAGAAAAACAUCCACUUAAAAUCCAGAAAUGUUUUAAAUAAUAAUCUGAAAAUUCUGCCCGUUUCUCUCAGCUAGCAUUUAGCACAUAGUUUAUGCACUCUAAGGGUCUCUGACUGGAAUUUAUAUUCAUGUUUGUCUUUGUUUUUUUUCCCCUUAAUUUGGGUGGGAGGGUAAUGUGACUAUAACCCAAUAAAGAUUUUUAAUAACAAAAAAAA
Messenger RNA from Rattus norvegicus (Norway rat), 1828 nucleotides. NCBI's taxonomy places the organism in Eukaryota, Metazoa, Chordata, Mammalia, Rodentia, Muridae. The record is from RefSeq and is a predicted model, not a curated record.